AUGUUUACAUCAUCAUUCAGAACAAUUAACCCAGCAUUGUUACAAAAAAUCAUUGCUGGUGGUGUUGGUGUCACCGGUUUAACCGCAUCUUAUUUAUUAUAUAAAGAUUCUAUGACUGCCAAUGCCAUGACUGCUGCUGAACACGGUUUACAUCCUCCUGCUUACGGCUGGUCCCAUAAUGGUAUGUUUGACAGUUUCGACCAUGCUUCUAUCAGAAGAGGUUUCCAAGUUUAUAGAGAAGUCUGUGCUGCUUGUCAUUCCUUAGAUAGAAUUGCUUGGAGAAACUUAGUUGGUGUCUCCCACUCUACCACAGAAGCCAAGACUAUGGCCGAAGAAUUCGAAUACGAUGACGAACCAGAUGAUGAAGGUAAGCCAAGAAAGAGACCAGGUAAAUUAGCUGAUUACAUUCCAGGUCCAUAUGACAAUGAACAAGCCGCCAGAGCUGCCAAUCAAGGUGCUUUCCCACCAGAUUUAUCUUUGAUUGUCAAGGCCAGACAUGGUGGUUGUGACUACAUCUUCUCCUUAUUAACUGGUUACCCAGAAGAACCACCAGCCGGUGUUGUCUUACCAGUCGGUACCAACUAUAACCCUUACUUCCCAGGUGGUGCCAUUGCUAUGGGUAGAGUCUUGUUUGAUGACUUGGUCGAAUACGAAGAUGGUACUCCAGCUACUACUUCUCAAAUGGCAAAGGAUGUUACUACUUUCUUGAAUUGGGCUUCCGAACCAGAACAUGAUGAAAGAAAGAAAUGGGGUUUGAAGGCUCUUAUUGUGCUUUCUUCCUUAUACUUACUUUCUGUCUGGGUUAAGAGAUUCAAAUGGUCUCCAAUCAAGAACAGAAAGUUCAGAUUCGACCCACCAAAGAAAUAA
Messenger RNA from Hemisphaericaspora subhashii, 867 nucleotides. It is a transcript of the gene CYT1, whose product is annotated as ubiquinol--cytochrome-c reductase catalytic subunit. Gene Ontology annotation, biological process: mitochondrial electron transport, ubiquinol to cytochrome c. The record is from RefSeq and is a predicted model, not a curated record. The coding region runs from base 1 to 867 and encodes 288 amino acids. NCBI's taxonomy places the organism in Eukaryota, Fungi, Ascomycota, Pichiomycetes, Serinales, Debaryomycetaceae. The transcript has a single exon. Gene Ontology annotation, molecular function: heme binding; electron transfer activity.